AUUUACCCACAAGUUUGUGAAUUCAUACAUGGAUGUGGAAAGUGGAAGAAGCUAUCAAGUGUUACAACACUUCGUAAAAGUAAAUAAGUUCAAGAAGAGUCUGUUAGGGAGACUAUUUCGUUUGGGUCUGACAACUUUACUGUUUGUUUGUCUCUUUGGCACAGCCAUUUGGAUAUUCAAAAAACUCACAAUUUUGGGAGAAGGAGUUGAAAUAUCGUGGGAAGGAAGUAACGUUGUUCCACUUACCGCUUCCAAUUUUACAUCUUUCAUAUUUGAUAUUGACAAAAGUGUAUUGGUUAACUUCUAUGCUCCUUGGUGCCCUCACUGUCAGCAAUUUGUCCCCAACUUUAUUCAGCUUUCCAAGUUGCUAGAAAACGACACAAAUAUCGUUUUAGCAGCCAUAGAUGCCUGGAAGUAUAGUGAAAUAGCAGAAAGUUUUCAGAUAAAGGGCUUCCCGACGAUCCUCUUAUUUCCUCUGUCCCAAAAACGAACUCCUAUUGUGUAUACUGGUUGGAGAAGAAAUGUAGAGAGUAUCUUAGAAUUUCUCCAGUCGCAGACUUUGUAAGUUCCGAACAAUUAUGGAAAGAAUAAACGAAAGACGGUGAAUAAAUAUUUCAAAGAUGCGAGAGAUUCAACUCUUGGAAUUAUUUAUUCCAUGCCGUGAGCGUCAAGUGGAGUUAUCUGUUUAACAAAUGACAACGGAUAACCUUGUAAGACAAAGCAGAAGAGUUUCAUUUGAAA
Molecule: messenger RNA, 741 nt
Organism: Galdieria sulphuraria
Lineage: Eukaryota; Rhodophyta; Bangiophyceae; Galdieriales; Galdieriaceae
Product: protein disulfide isomerase family A
Exons: 1
Coding region: 29-565 (178 amino acids)
Biological process (GO): protein folding
Cellular component (GO): endoplasmic reticulum
Molecular function (GO): protein disulfide isomerase activity
Source: RefSeq, a predicted model, not a curated record